CUGAUGCUGGUGUACAAGGCUAUGGCUGAGGCAGUCAUGAAGGGAAUCAAGACGUAUGCCCACACUCUCAGUGUCACUCAGGCGAGGCUGAAGGCUGUCCAGACUCUCCAUGACGACUGUGGUGACCUGAAGACUUCUUCUCUCCUCAACUAUCUGUCUGAUCGAUCAAGUGUCAAGUUUACUAUAGAAGCUGUUGACAACUGUGGCAGGCCCAGCUCCCUGCGAGAUGGCAGCCAGAGUCUUCUGGUGAAGGUUGCCACCAUGACCCUGUAUGACGUCCCCAGUUGCCAUGGCAAGGGCCACCUCAGCUCCUUGGUGUUUGCGGAGUCCUUCCUAGACUCUGUCAUUCCAGUCUCCGACCCAGGUGGGAUUGUAGUAUCCAACUAGACCCUGUAGCAAUUGACAACUGAAUGGUCCACUUGCUUGAUGACCACUAGGUCAUAGCCUCAUAGUCCUAGCUCACUUGCCUCACAGCCUCGUAUCGCAAUAGCCAAAUAAGUCCACUAGCCUGAUAGACCAGUAUCCAAUUGGUUCACUAGCCAGAUAGCCCAGUAUCCAAAAUGUCCACUCGCCUGAUAGCCCAAUAUCUAAAUUGUCCACUAGCCUGAUAGACCAAUAUCCAAAUGGUCCACUAGAAGAUAGCCUGAAAGCCUAAUAGCCAAAUAUGCUCACUAGCCUGAAAGCCCAAUAUCCAAAUGGUCCACUAGCCUGAUAGCCCAAUAUCCAAAUGGUCCACUAGCCAGAUAGCCCAAUAUCCAAAUGGUCCACUAGCCAGAUAGCCCAAUAUCCAAAUGGUCCACUAGCCUGAUAGCCCAAUAUCCAAAUGGUCCACUAGCCUGAUAGCCCAAUAUCCAAAUGGUCCACUAGCCUGAUAGCCCAAUAUCCAAAUAGUCCACUAUACUAGGCCAGUUAGCCCAAUAUCCAAAUAGCCCACAAGCCUGAUAGCCUGAUAACCUGAUAGCCUGUUAGCCUAAUAGCCCAGUAGCCUGAUAGACUAAUUCCAUAGGCUUGUGGACUUUUUGGCUACAUGAAGUGUAUCCUCAGGGAUUGUAACAUUAAUGAACACUAAUGGGGGUGUUCUUUAUUUUCACUAUUCAGAAAAAUAGACUUUUAAUUUUACUUUAUACAUGUUGUAUCUUGAUAAAAUUAACAGAUUUGUAACUUAUUUAACCAUAAGUGGACACAAAAUGGCUAAUCUUGAGUGAUGGUAGUUGGUGCUGGGCGAUGCCUGGUGGUGGAAGGUUUCACAAGGUAAGCUGUGUGCUAUUAGUGUGCCAAAGCUUCUUCACUUACUUGGAGGUACAGUAAACUACGGUUAUAACAAACUCAAAGGGACCACUCAUUUUAGUUUGUUAUUUCCAUCGUUAGUUAUACGCCUUUUGACUGUCAGACAUCUUUUUCUAAGUCAUGUGACAUCAUCUUACCCGAUAAAUAACAAAAGUGUGCACUGUACAUGUACAGAAUAUAUACACUUCAAUCAGUGUGUUACUGUUGUUAAUUGAGGGUGUAAUUUGAGGAAAAGGUGUCAGUACUUGAGUACAUCAGUUGCCUUCAAUUGUUUAUUGAUGCUUUGAACAGCAGCGUUUUGAUUGGUGACACGUGAGGGAUGAACAGUUUGUUAAACACUUAAACAUUAGCGUUGACAGAGUACACACGAGGCCACAAAGUGAGUUCGCUAUAUCCGUUGUUUCGUUAUGAGUGUGUUCGUUAUAUCAAUCAACUUUAUAUGAUAAAACAUAUGGCAAAUGGCCUGGACCAAAAGAACAGUUUGUUAUAUCCGUCAGUUGAUUAUGAGCAUGUUCUUUAUAAACGUAGUUUACUGUAAAUGGC
Molecule: messenger RNA, 1830 nt
Organism: Haliotis rufescens (red abalone)
Lineage: Eukaryota; Metazoa; Mollusca; Gastropoda; Lepetellida; Haliotidae
Exons: 4
Coding region: 4-387 (127 amino acids)
Source: RefSeq, a predicted model, not a curated record